Molecule: messenger RNA, 321 nt
Organism: Ilex paraguariensis (yerba mate)
Lineage: Eukaryota; Viridiplantae; Streptophyta; Magnoliopsida; Aquifoliales; Aquifoliaceae
Source: the annotation of a GenBank genome assembly
AUGGAAGACACCAUGGCAUUGCCAUGGCCAGCGAUAGGCAAGGUGGCGCUAGAGGGUAAGGAAGCACAGACACAGGUGACGCCAAAGGCAUGGGAUGCUGGAGUAGUGGGCAGCGCUGGUAGAGGUACAGGUGUAAGCAUAAAAGGUGACGCAGACAUAGGCACAGAAGGCAACGUAGACAUAGGCACAGGAGGCACUAGCAGGAAGCUGGGCGACAGCUCCAGUGAGCUAGGCUCUGGCGAGCAAUUGUUUGGCAUUAGUGGAGAGCAGAUACGAUGGCGAACCCUGCACAAGCUUCUUAGCAAGGCAAGGGAGCAGUAG